Messenger RNA from Scomber scombrus (Atlantic mackerel), 2330 nucleotides. Its product is annotated as twinfilin-2. Gene Ontology annotation, cellular component: cytoplasm; actin filament; myofibril. Gene Ontology annotation, molecular function: actin filament binding; actin monomer binding. NCBI's taxonomy places the organism in Eukaryota, Metazoa, Chordata, Actinopteri, Scombriformes, Scombridae. The transcript has 8 exons. Bases 249 to 1358 code for a protein of 369 amino acids. The record is from RefSeq and is a predicted model, not a curated record. Gene Ontology annotation, biological process: regulation of lamellipodium assembly; positive regulation of neuron projection development; actin filament depolymerization.
ACAGUCCAGACAAACUCGGCGAGCCUCUUGUCCGACAGUCAGAACAGCACUCAGCCACUUAAUCUGAAUUAAAGGACUUUUUCAAAAAUCUUACAGCACGGCUCCUUCGGUUGGACUUUAGUGUCUCCCUACUGGACUGAAUAUUUGGGCCUGGUGCUGCUGAGCUCCAGUCCCAUCUAUUGCCUCUUCUCUGUCUCUUAACACACCUGCUACAGUGCCUGGCGGCAGGAAGAGACUGCUGACCUACCAUGUUUCUAGCUUUAGUGGUGACGCCAGAGCUGAGGGAGUUUCUGGCCAGGGCGAGAGGUGGAGCGGGGCGCCUCAUCAAGGUGUGCAUCCAAGACGAGCAGCUGGUGCUUGGGGCCUACAAAGAGCCAGAAAAGAGCUGGGACCAGGAUUAUGAUCACCUCCUUCUUCCUCUCCUGGAUGACCAGGAGCCCUGCUACAUCCUAUACCGCCUGGACUCCCAGAAUGCACUGGGCUACGUGUGGAUCUUCAUAUCUUGGUCUCCUGACCAGUCCCCAGUGAAACAAAAGAUGCUGUAUGCUGCCACCCGUGCCACAGUGAAGAAAGAGUUUGGUGGUGGCCAUGUGAAAGAUGAGAUGUUUGGCACAGUUGAGGAGGACAUCUGCUUGUUGGGCUACCAGCGUCAUGUGACAUCCUGCUCAGGUCCUGCCCCGCUCACACCAGCUGAGCAGGAGCUCCAGAGGAUCAGAAUCACUGAGGUGAGAGGUCAGCAUGCCCUCAGCAGGACAAUCAAGAUUUGUAUGUAUGCUUGCUGCCCCCUUCAGGUGACGACAGAGAUCAGUGUGGAAAGUAAGCAUCAGACGCUUCAAGGCCUCGCUUUCCCACUGCAGGAGACAGCCAAAAGAGCCCUACAGCAACUCGCUCAGAAACGCAUCAACUACAUACAACUGAGGUUGGAUGUAGAGAAGGAGACGAUUGAGCUGGUUCACUCCAACCCGACAGAAACUCGAGAUUUGCCCUGCAGAGUUCCCAAAGACACUCCCAGAUACCAUUUCUUCCUCUACAAGCACUCCCACGAGGGAGACUAUCUGGAAUCUGUCGUGUUCAUAUACUCCAUGCCUGGUUACAGCUGUAGCAUCAAGGAGCGGAUGCUGUAUUCCAGCUGCAAGAGUCGACUACUGGAAGAUGUGGAGAGAGAUUACCAUUUGGAAAUUGCUAAAAAGUUGGAGAUCGACGACGGAGAUGAACUGACAGACGAAUUUCUGUAUGAUGAGGUCCACCCUAAGCAGCAUGCCCACAGACAGGCUUUUGCUAAGCCCCGCGGCCCAGCAGGAAAAAGGGGACACAAGCGCCUUAUUAAGAGUACAGGGGCGUCCAUACAGGAAAGUUAGAGGUGGACAAAAGUUCUCCUGGACGUGUCUGCAGCCCUCUUGCUUUUCCCACACCCACUCAGUGACAUCUUGGUUUCCACUACCAUUUGUGUACUGACCACAGCAAACACUACACUUGUGAUAUAUGUUUGUUUGUUGUUGGUUUUUUUGUUGUUUUUUUGAUGAAAAUAUGCUGUUAAGUUAUUUUCAAUCUGUUCCUCUUGUUCAGUUUGUGUCCCACAGACAAAUCAGGAAAAUAAAUAGAUACUUGCUAUAAAAUCAAUAAGAAAGAAAUAGUCCGGUUGAAACUAAAACAAGUGGUCUUGAUGAUGUGAAACAAAUCUGUCUGACUGUUACUUUCUCAUGAGUUAGAUUCUCAGUAUAGUAACAGUUUACAAAACAAUAGACCUGUAUCAAGUAUGUUUUUUAUCAACACUGUUUUUAAGAUCGAAGCAAUAUGAAAGGAAAUUCCAAAUAAAAUGUUGUUUAUACUGUGGUAAUAGAUUGUUUUAGUACAGAUUUGUGUAUUUUUAUUCAACACACAGGUUUUAAUGCAUAUGGAUUUACUUCCUCUUACAUGUCUGUAAUUAUCCCACAUGGUUAGGAUGUAGUCUGUGAUGUAACCAGUUGUGUUGACAUAAAAAUGGGAUAACUAAUAAAAAAAAAAGUCACCCAAAGUAGAUUACUGUCCUAUCACAGAGGUUUUGAGAAUUAAAUCAUCAACUGUACAUUCGGUCCAUCAUCAGCACCCUCUUAUUGUGGCAAUAAAGCAAAGUGAGGCUGCCACAUUUGAAAAACAUAUUCUGAGUGUACUGCACAAAUCUGCAACCAUGGGUGCAUCAUCAAGCAAUUAUUGACGAAGAUUGAUUUAACUGCUAUCUGCUGUUUUAAGUUUCUGAAGUUACUUCAGCUGUAGGAUGUAAUCUUUGUAGAUACUGUAAACGUUUUCUCUUCAUGAUUGUGUUUGCUGCAUCUUACAGACACUUCUGCAGA